AUGACCAAUGGUUGGGUACAGGGCAACCAGGAGUGUAGGUUUCUCCAGCCCGACCACUUUGGCGAUCAGGACGUCUAUUGCGAAGCCACCCACGAGCCCGAAGAUGUGUUGUACAUUGGCUCCGACGACGACGAGUACGAAAGCCCGGCCGAACGACGGCAACGAAUAGAGGCACAAGGACGCCGCUAUCUCCAAGGGAAGCGCCUUCACUUGAUCUCAGCCUCACUUUCUGGCCCCUUCACGAAGGCUUCUGGAUGGACCAACCCCUGGCGCUCAAAAUCAGUCGUGCGCAAAUCUUCAAAGAGGAAGCGCCCAACCACUGCGAAGAAACCUGCGACUAAACCUCAACCGCCGCCUGUCCGUUACGAGUCCUCUGAAUUGUCGAGCGCCCGAAGCAACAUUGUACAGCUUGACGAUGCGCCAACGCAAGAUGCCGACGAUGAAAGCCUUAUUAGGGUGCAGGACUGGAGAGAUCGGGUUCUUGCCGAGAUACCUGUCAAUGCGACACCUACCAAUUAUUAUCCGUCUCAAACCGAGCCCGUCAGCACGCCCUCGAAAGUGCCCACGCCGGAGAGCCUUAACGAUGACGCAUCCAGUGAGCUGUCGCCUCCGCCCGAGUCCCCCUUGAUUGUCACGCCUAUACGCCAAAAGAAGACCGUUGGGUUGAAGGAUUCGAGUGUCCGAGAGGAGGAGUUGCCACCGCAACCAGAGCUUCACACACCAGGGGCAGGGCAGGCAAUGCUUUUACCGGUCAUUGAUCUUUCGCCACACGCCAUCAGACUAUUCGAGGAGACUUACUUAUCUCGGGAAUCAAGCAAAGCUUCUCCGUUCAGGCAGCCGCUCCAAGGGAGCUCUCUCAAAAACUGUACGCCAGCUCCAACAUUACUUGUCCAACCGCCCCUCGAGGAGCCUUCCACAACCAGGACACCCGCCGAUGUUGGUUCAGCAGUGACAACAACAACUGAAAGACUGCCAGGCAGCACUCAAACAGAUGGCAGCUUUCGGUUUCGCAAGACGCGCCAGAAGCAACGAGAUCCACCGCUUCGCAAGCGCAGUAGACUUUCCAGCGUCUUACCGAGCAAUGAUGACUCGAGUGAAAAGCGAAAUCAACCAAACCACGCAUCAUCGGAGAUUCGAACGGUGGAACCUGGAACAGUUGACAUUCCACGGGAGGACCAAAAUCCGUCGGAGCCUACAUCACCAACUUCUUCUAACAAUGACGGAGUGGUUAACCUGCCAGAGCCUGAGCCUCGAAUCGUCACUCAAGAAGUUCAACUUGAGACCCAUGUCGAACGCUCAAAGCAAUGCGCAGCGGACAGUCCUCCUAGUAGGGCUUCGCAAAUCGACGGUGUUACCCUGGUCCCUCUAUCUUUUGCCGAGGAAGACCGCGAGGAUGUCGGCAUGGGCAAUGUUACGUGUGAGAAGGAGAAUGCGUCGGUGCCACAGGAUAUCGCGGCCAGUCUUGGUUUUCCCAAACGGCUGUUGUGGCCCAAACCUGGCACUAACGCCACGAACCAGAGUUCACAGUUAACUGUACCCCUUGACUCAGCACCCGCGCCAACGCUCCUUAGGGCGAAGGAGCCUAAGGUGCCUGAAUUUGAGCAGGCUGCAGCGGCGGAACAACAUGUUGCAGAGAUGUCGGUGACGGCCAAUGCUGGUAUGUUGGCAGACGAUACAAAUGAUGAUGAUGUGGUCAAGAGUGGCCCUGAAGAAAAUGAAGAAGAUGAAGAGACAGCGGAGGCUAGCGAGACUGAGGAGGUUACAGUUCUGAACAUGGCGUUGAAGCCUGAACCAGAAGAAUAUGCACCACAACCGCCUAAACAACCAAUAAUGUUGGUGUCGGCGUUACUUGAUCCAGAAGUCUUUGAACCUAAGAUUCCAGAGCCAGGAGUACCAGAACCCCAAGUUUCUGAACCGGCGGUGUUGGCACCGACACCAGCACCACAGCCGAAGCCAGCGCUAGAAUCGGAAGUAGUCUCUGCACCAGCGCCAGAUCCCAUACCCGAACCAAGGACCAUCACUUCCCCUGGCUCCUUGGUCCCCGCAGUCAACGGCCUGAUGGCAGAAAUUGCCCAUCGGGCUUCACAGGGACUCAACGCCAUCCGAAGGGUUUUGGACCCAGGUGCAGAAUCGAGCGGAGCUACAGACAGCGUUGCUAUAACGUUGGGCGCUGAGGCUGUCACCGUUCAGGAAGAGCCAAUCCACGCAGCGCCUUGUUCUAGCCUAUCUGACGAAACUGCAUCGUCACCUUCAUCUGGCAUUGCAACCCCAGAAAUGGCACUGGAUCACGCUAAGGAAACCUCGGGGAAAGCCAGAGACGAACCAAAUUCACCAGCUACAGUUGCAAAAGAGGCGCCCGGGAUUGAUGCUGCGAGUGAGGUAGAAGAAAUGGAAAUUGACACCGAAACGGUGGCCAAACAGGAAGUGACGGAGACUGCUCAUGAAAGGGAGCCUGCUUCCAUCUCAUCACAUCGGUCUUCUUCUCCGGUAUCGGUUGAGCAAAGCCCCUGGGCAACUGAUACAGUAUCACUACCACUGGCUAUCAAUAUUGAGACGCCAGUUCCCGGCAGAAUUGUUGCCCUCACAGUUCCGGAUUCUUGUCAACUACCAGUAUCUCAAAGUCCUUGGGCGAGAGGCGAUUCUCAACUCCAGGUGAUAAUUCCACCAGCUCCCGAAAUCCGCUCUUUUGUUCCAUUCUCUUCUCCUGCCAACAGCGCCGUCCUACAAAGACCCGAGACACCACCACCUCAAAUUUUUCCUUCAGAUACCAACAACUCCCAAGCGUCAAUAGCCCAGCUAUCAACCCCCGAAUCCAACAAACCCGCCCAGCGAACCCCUGGGAAUACCAACAGUUUUGGCCUCUCUACCAAGUCCUUCAGGGAUUUCAUGACCCCUUCCCCUCAACCAGCCAAAAGAAGGAAGAUAUCCGGGAUGUCCUCAGCGAGGAACAACACAGGUCCUAUAAGCAGCACCCAACUCCUUUUCCAAGCCGCCACCGCCAACCCCUGGUCUCCAGGUCUGCUGUCUAGCAGCCGGAGACCGACACCUAAUACAAUAAAACCCAAGUCCUUGCUCCGACAAACACUGUCAACCACCACCACCCCGUCGAUGUCACGAAAAACGAAACGCGUCACCUUUGCGCCUUUACCGGGCGAAACUCCCCCUGCAUUAGACCUAGCAUCAUCCCCCUACUUCUCAGCUGAAUACCCCUCCACCACUCCCUCCGGCACACCCAUCACCCCAAUAGUCUCUUCCCCCCACCCCAAAACGCGACCCUCCUCCCCACCACCAUCAAUUUUGUCAUCUGACCUCCCGAUAGCGGAAACGGAGAAAUUUUCCAAGCACUUUGCAAAGGUGGCUACCAAACGCCUCGGCCACACGACCUUUGCCAACCCGGUGGCUAAACUUCGAGACACACAGAAGAGGUUGUUGCCGAGUGAGAGCCAGCAGGGGUGUGACAGUCCGGGGGUGGAGGCCAUGGCGGAGAAGUUUGUUUUUUUUGCGGACUCACACAACAACUCGGGGAGAACUGCUGGGGUUGAAGGGGGGGAGGAGGAGGAGGAGGUGUUGCUGCAGCCACAGCUUGAUUCCCAGCUUGGGAUAGUCAUUGAAGAUGAGGAGGAGGUAGUGGAAGGGGAGUCACAGGAUGUGGUGAAUGAUGUGUUGCAGAAUCUGGAUGAUUUCCUUGGUGUGGGAGGGGGGUUGUGGGAUGUUGAUUCUGCGGUGAGGGAUAUGGCAAGGGAACAGAGGCACGAAGAAGAAGGAAGAAGGAUGCAGGAGGAGGAGGAGGAGAUGAGGAGGUUGGAGAUGGGGUUGGGAGGGAGUGUUUGGGAAUGA
Molecule: messenger RNA, 3837 nt
Organism: Podospora anserina S mat+
Lineage: Eukaryota; Fungi; Ascomycota; Sordariomycetes; Sordariales; Podosporaceae
Exons: 1
Coding region: 1-3837 (1278 amino acids)
Source: RefSeq, a predicted model, not a curated record